GGAGUAACCGUAGAGGAUUAAUUAAUUGUGAAAGGAAGAAUGGAAGGGAGAAGGAGCUAAGAAAGGAGAGACGGAGUCAACGAGUAUAGACUUUGACCUCUAGAAGAAGCUAGUUAAAAAGAGGAGAGGAUGAAGAGGAAGAAGAAGAAGAAGAAGAAGCGAAGGGAGCAGUGUCGUGCUGAAAUAAUUAUCUGUAAAUCAAUUGAUUAUGAGUAAUCAGAGGGUAAUAAGGGAGCAGUGUCGUGCUGAAAUAAUUAUCUGUAAAUCAAUUGAUUAUGAGUAAUCAGAGGGUAAUAAGGGAGCAGUGUCGUGCUGAAAUAAUUAUCUGUAAAUCAAUUGAUUAUGAGUAAUCAGAGGGUAAUAAGGGAGCAGUGUCGUGCUGAAAUAAUUAUCUGUAAAUCAAUUGAUUAUGAGUAAUCAGAGGGUAAUAAAUCUUCUUCUUCUUCUUCUUCUUCGUGGGUUGAUGAUGAGUGUUAUAAUGGGAAAAGGAUGCGAUGGUUGGGUUUCUGAGUUACCUCGGAAAUUAAUGACAAGAGAAUCUCCAGAGAGCUCUCCGAUUCCCGCACCAUUUAAAUAUUACAAUGAAACGAAGGAGAGGUGUUCCGAUCCGAUAGUUAAAAGGGGAUGUCGGGACUUGACUAAUAACCUCACUGCUUGCCUUCUUUCGUCAAAUACCUCAUCCAGGGAACUGUUUCUGCUUGUCCAGAAUGAUGGAGAGGGCAUCUUGAAAGUGAGUCUUACAAUCACAGAUAUUGAUGUUACUUUCCCGGAGAUGCAACUAUCCAAACACGACGCCAAAAAGAUUGAUGUCUCAGAAAAGGUUGAAGGAAGUCCGUCCAUCAUAUUAAAAACAGGAAAUGGUUCGUGCAUCAUUGAAAUGGGAUCAAAGAAACUAAAAGUCAAAUAUGAGCUGUUCUUUGGACAUGGCACCUAUUUAUCCCCUAAAAACGGAGCCUACUUGUUUUUGAUAGCUUUGAUUGCUGGAGGGGCAUGUGCCUGCUGCUGGUUUCUGAAAAGCUCGCAUGUUGAUGGAGUCCCAUAUCAGGAACUUGAAAUGGAGCAGCCAGACUCCCAUUCAGCUAAUAAUGUGGAAACAACUGAAGGGUGGGAUGAAGGGUGGGAUGAUGACUGGGAUGAAAUAAAGGAGGUGAAACAGCCAAAUGGACAUCAAACAGCAAAUGUUUUAUCAGAUGUCAUCGCUUCCAGGAACUCUGAUGCAGAAGAAGGGCGCAAAGAUUGGGUUGAUUAGGGAAACAAUACAGGUAUAGCUUUUCCAUUGUCCAUGAAAAUGGAAAAAAGAAACACGACAGAGACGCUACAUGUAGAAAAGUCAGGAAGUCAAAAUUUAGUGUUCAAGAUAAGUGCUUGAGCUAAUGUGGAAGCAGAUUGAAAAUUAGAUAAAUGAAAAACAGUUUUGGUACAUGAAACGAAUUUGUUGAUAUUUUAUUUUAAUACACUAGGAAAUAUUUUUUUUUUCUUGA
This is a messenger RNA of Populus euphratica (Euphrates poplar), 1481 nucleotides long. RefSeq lists its product as uncharacterized. The transcript is spliced from 4 exons. The record is from RefSeq and is a predicted model, not a curated record. NCBI's taxonomy places the organism in Eukaryota, Viridiplantae, Streptophyta, Magnoliopsida, Malpighiales, Salicaceae. The coding region runs from base 410 to 1249 and encodes 279 amino acids.